Molecule: messenger RNA, 330 nt
Organism: Diversispora eburnea
Lineage: Eukaryota; Fungi; Glomeromycota; Glomeromycetes; Diversisporales; Diversisporaceae
Source: the annotation of a GenBank genome assembly
AUGUGCCUUGGCACUAGCUCUGCUAUUGAAGUCAUGAAAAAAAUAAGUAUUCCUAAUAUUGAAUACUUUGCUUAUGGAAGAGCUUGGGAUACUUAUUGUUUAGGUGAAAUUAUGAAAGUUAUUUAUUCAGUUUCAAAUAUUAAUGCUGAAUUAUCAUUGCUUUCCACGCAUACAUCAGAAUCACCAUCAUCGGAAGAAGAAACUAAUCAAGCAGCUGACAAAAAAAAAGCAACUCCAUUACGUUUGGCUAAAGCUGAUAUAGACGCUAUACUUUUUGCGGAGGAUCUUAAAGCUGGAAUGAAAAAAAGGUUAAAACACAUUACCAUAUAG